GCCUCGUGCGAACGUUCCGUGAUCUCAGCUCCGCCGUUUGUCGAUCGCGAUAACCGGUUCGGUCGUCCUAUCAUUAGGCGUCCUUAGAACUAUACUAAUUGUUUAGUGCCGUUCUCACUCUUGAAAAACUUCCACACUUUGGACACAGUGAUUUAAAUACUUUUUUUAAUUAAGAUUGGUGUUUUAAAAAACUUUUGUGAAGUGUUGUUAUAUUUGUCGUAAAUUCUAAUUAAAUGUAAUAAACAAUUGUCAGUGAAUAAUUAUUACCUGUGAAACUUUACUGUGUUUUUAAGCGUAAGUUCAAUUUGCGUGAAGUUUUGAAGUUCGUAAUAAAGUUCUGUGAGUAAUUUGGUAAAGUGAAAACCCAAACUAAUUCCUUUGAACUUUGCACCGUGAAAGCUCUACUAUUCCACAACAGAUCCGAGAUUCUGCAAGUCAUCUCACUCCAACAAAUAUUUCAAACAAAAUAACGCAACGUAACAUGUCAUAAGGUACAUAUUGGUGAUGAGAGGAUGAGCCAUGGAAUCACGCAGCGCGCCGCCGAGCCCCGAGGAUCCCGGGGAGGCGGUGUUCGACACUCGAUGCGGUCGAUACCCGCACCAGCCAUCCCUGCAAAGAAACUUCGCCAGCUGUCGCGAAACGACGCGUCCACGUCCCCUCCAUCGCCAUGCUGCAUCUGAACCUGCACGGCCUGAUGAUCACGUCCUAACUACUGCCGAGGUUCACGACUAUCCCUCUUCUGAAUCAGGCAUAGCGGCAGACUGCCCUCAUCCACACACGAGUAACGCAGAAGACAGUCCUUCAUACGACAGAUCAGAUUACGAAGGGAACUGUAACUAUACUCUCAGGCGUACACCUGAUUAUCAUCAUACACUCGACUGUAAACAUAGGACCCUAGAUUAUAAUCGAAGUCGAACUCCUGAUUACAGUCAUGGACAUAUUAACGAUUUUGACCGGGGUCAUAGUAAAACACAACAGCCUCGUCGAACGCAUAGGAAGCACAGACGAGAAGAAGACGACGGUGCUCAUUCUUUGGAUGAACGAUGCGCACGCGACCUUGACGAAAUCUUACCGGCCAGACUUGCAGCAGUUAACUUGUCAAGAGAACCGCCACCGCAGACGUGGGAUCGCAGCAACAUCACCGCUACUAUGGAGCGAUUUGAGCCGAUUGAUUAUUCAUAUGCUUACUACGACCACCAUUUAUCGAUGCCGUCGUCUUCAAGAAAAGCAAAUCGACAACGAGGACGUGGUGCAGUUCCACGGGAGCGAACCUCUCGUCACAAUUAUGUCACAAGAUAUGGAACGGAAGAAAAUAUCUACGAAGAAAUUACUGAUGGUACGAGAACUUGCCCAAAACAUCGCUACGUUCCUAGGCAGUCGCUAGUAUCGCUGGACAGAAGCGUGGUUGAAGAAGAGGUCCGCCGCGUAGAGUCAAGGCAUAAGCGAAUUUUAGGCGAACUGAAUCUAAGUGUCGAAGCCAUGCUGAUGCCUGAGUGUGAAUCGCCUGACUCAGAACGUGCAGAAGAUAGAGACAAUAUUGAAGAAUUACUAAGAGUGGGCCCAACGGAUGAGCUACUAUCACCGGCCAGUUGUAAUCCUCCGGAUUUAGAUAGCGGUUUUAGUGGGAGUAGUAGCGGUGCAAGCUAUGUGGGCAGCCUUCGUCGUAAGCCAACAGGCUCGGUACCGCAUUUACCUGCUGUGGCAUACGGGACACGCACUGCAGGUGUGAAGAUACUGAGUGCCGAAGAAUGUGGUGUACGAUUUCCAAGGGAUUCGCAAUCUCCUAGGAGCUCAAGUUGUGGGGAUGCAAAAGCCAGUGGAUUUUGGAAUAAAAAAUCCUGGAAGAAAAUAUCUGGGUUCUCCAGCUCGAAUAGCAUUAACAAAGCAGGCCUCACGGAUGAAGCGUGUAGGCCAAGCAGACCUAAAUCCAGAACAGCCACUAUCCCGUACAGCUACUCCAACGGAAAACUGGUGGUGCCGCUGGAUUCCGUAGCACAGAGCUGAGGGGACUGUCCCCCUCGUCAUUCCGUUAUCGAACUCCUCAGAGGUUCUCCUCGACACGAAGGUCCAUCAGUAAAUAGUGAGCCUUCACUGUGAACAGCGCGUAUCGGACUAUGGAAUUUAAAAUAAAAAAUUAUAAAGUACCAACAUUCCAAUAUUACAUUUAUAAAUAGGCAACGGCGAGUCUGAAAGACAAACUGUCGGAUUGAUGAAUGUAUUGUGUGUCGUGUAUAUUAUAUAGCCAGUAAAACUUUUAACAUGCAAUGAGUGUAUACGUCGAAGUGAUAGAAAAGCCUAAUAAUUUUGUUACGAACGAUCGUUUCAUAGAAACGUAAAGAAUACGUUGUUAUAACUUAUCAAUUUUUAGUAGAAUAGUGUUCGAGAAGGCUGACAGUCGAUCGGGUUUUGUAAAUUAUAAAACGGAAACUGCCA
Messenger RNA from Bombyx mandarina (wild silkworm), 2433 nucleotides. RefSeq lists its product as uncharacterized. The record is from RefSeq and is a predicted model, not a curated record. Lineage: Eukaryota; Metazoa; Arthropoda; Insecta; Lepidoptera; Bombycidae.